This is a messenger RNA of Psilocybe cubensis, 1959 nucleotides long. RefSeq lists its product as uncharacterized. The transcript is spliced from 9 exons. Bases 1 to 1959 code for a protein of 652 amino acids. NCBI's taxonomy places the organism in Eukaryota, Fungi, Basidiomycota, Agaricomycetes, Agaricales, Agrocybaceae. Gene Ontology annotation, molecular function: protein binding. The record is from RefSeq and is a predicted model, not a curated record.
AUGCAACCUACAACUGAAAUCCAAGCCUUCAUCGAACGCAUUAACGCCCUUCCAGCGGGCCCAGGUGUAACGCUUGACGCGGCCUUGCAACCUUCGCUCGAUGACGAGGCUGAGUUGAGAAAGCUUUUCGCGACCGACAAGAAGAACGCGCGUCUCGCCAAUCCAUAUGUCGGACUCGUCGACGUAUUCGACGCUCCUGCGACUAUCAGGACCACUAGAGCUAGGGUAGUCAAUGAUAAAGAGGACCUUUCUGCGAAAUAUGUCAUGCCUGUCGCCGACGAGAACAGGAGGGAAGAAGGAACGCCAUCGACUGUCGCCGACCUCGAGGAGUUUAAGAAGAAUUGGGCCAUUUUCACUGAAGGAUCUUUAUCCCAGCUCAUUAACUGGAACAAUGUUGUUGCUGCUGGAGGAUCUGUAUUGGCAUGCUUGACACCCCUCCAUGAGAGCGACAAGACAUCCAAGCGAGCUAUAAGGAAAUACUACCAUUCCAACGCAUAUCCAACUUCAGAUGUGGAUCUUUUCUUGUGGGGUUUGAACCCAGAGCAGGCUGAGGCUAAGAUCAAAGAGAUCUACGAAGCCGUUCGAGAUUCGGUCCCAUGGGAUGUUACUUGUAUCCGCACCAAGCACACAGUUUCUAUUCAUUCUCAGUACCCGUAUCGAUCGGUACAGAUUGUAUUGCGCCUCUAUCAAUCUCCCGCUGAGAUUCUUGCCGGGUUCGACAUUGAUGCUCCCUGCUGCGCAUAUGAUGGCAAUCGAGUAUGGGCCAACCCUCGUGCAGUUGUUGCGAUGAUGAGGCAAUGCAACACAGUCGAUAUGACACGUCGAUCUCCCUCGUACGAAGUCAGACUGUCGAAGUAUUCUCAGCGAUUCUUUGAAGUCUAUGUUCCUACUCUUGAGCGAUCAAAGAUUGACCCUACGAUAUACGAACGUUCGAUAGCUAGAAUGGAAGGUCUGGCACGUCUUCUCGCUCUUGAGAAACUGGCGGAUGACAAUAUGCGCAACACUUUCUUGGAAGGAAGGCGCCAGCUUCGUGGUCGUACAUUUGCAAAUGCACUUUCUCAGCAACGUAGACGCACUCGGCGCAAGUAUAAGGGAGAUCUCAAAGGAGAAAACGACAUUGGCGUCGUCGAGAUUAACGAUUACGAUGUCGCAUCUCUCCAUUUACCUUACGGGCCUGGCUGGGAUGCUAAGAGAAUCGAUAAGUUGGUGUACCAGACGGAUCUCGGAAUGAACUGUAAGACCAUUGAAACCGCGUCUUUCAACCCAAAAAACAAGGGUCGUCGCCUCCAUCGUCAUCCUGCAUUCUUUGGAACCGUUGAAGAAUGUAUCGAAGAUUGUUGCGGACACUGCCCCAAAGCAAUCGACGAUGAUGAAAAGAAGCUUCAAGCUGAAGAAGAUGAAAUCUAUAUUCGUGGACGUAUCCAAUUUAUCCAGGAAGAUCCAGGUCGCCAAAGUAUGACAGGCAGUUUCAAACCGAUUGACGUUGGUGAAUGGAGCGACCAAGUUUACAUCAAGCCUAGCCAGGAGCUUUUCACGGCCAUUUCUGCACACGAUAGGGUUACUGUUCAGAGACUUCUCGCUGGUGGAGAGAUUGACGUCAACCAACGCGACCACGUAGGGCGGACUACUCUGCAUGUUGCGAUCUUUUCCAAGGUGACAGAUAUUGCAUUGGAUCUCAUCGAGGCAGGUGCGAGGAUCACUGCUCGUUUGGCCGAUGGUAGAGCUCCUCUCCAUCUUGCUGCACAAUUCGACCAGAUCGAAGUAAUCCACAAAUUAUUCGAGAAAAGUGCGAAGAAUGCCGAGGAGGCUGAAAUUAAAGCCAACGAAGGAAAAGAUGAGGAAGCCAUGGAUUCUCAAGAUGCCGUGGAGAGGCCUUCAUCCGAAGAUGACUGGAGUUCUCAUGACGAUGAAGAUGUUGUAGGGAAGGGGGCGAGUUCGAGAGAGGACAAAGUAGCCUGA